This is a messenger RNA of Trichomonas vaginalis G3, 1017 nucleotides long. RefSeq names its product regulation of vesicle fusion. The coding region runs from base 1 to 1017 and encodes 338 amino acids. Gene Ontology annotation, molecular function: GTPase activator activity. Lineage: Eukaryota; Parabasalia; Trichomonadida; Trichomonadidae. The transcript has a single exon. The record is from RefSeq and is a predicted model, not a curated record. Gene Ontology annotation, biological process: activation of GTPase activity.
AUGACUUCCGAAGACCCAAGAAUAGUUCAAUUUUAUAAUCUAAUUCAUGAAGAAGAGAAGAGUGGAAUUAUAGAUAGAAAGGAGCAUUUUGAAUAUGCGAAUAAUCAGCUUCCAAAAGGAGAUAAUUUGAUAAGAUUUUACCAUUGGAUUUUGUCUUUAGAAGUAGUACCAUAUCAGCGUGAGAAAUGGGAUUCUGUGAUACAAGGACUAAGAAAUAAUUACGUAGAAAUACUCAAUCAGCAUCUUGAAUAUGAUGAAAAUUUCCUUCAUAAACCAAUAGAAGAAGAAAUGGAUUCAGAGAUGUCAAAGUUGCUUCAAGAAGUUGAUAAUGAUAUGAAAAGGACAGUAAAUUCAUUUAGAUCCUCAUUAAUUUCACAUUUAGAAACUUCGGAUUUAGAAAUUCAUACAAGAAGGAUGGAAAGAAUCUUAAUCUUAUUCGCAAUUACAGAACCAGAUCUAAACUACAUUCAAGGACUUAAUGAAUUAAUUUUACCAAUUUAUACAGUUUCUUAUUAUGCAGGAAUGAAACUCAACUAUGAUGUCAUAACAAUUGAAGCCGUAUCUAUGAAAUUACUAUCCCAACUCUUGAUUCGAAAUGGUUUAAUCGUAAUUUAUUCAUCAUUAGAAAAUACUCGUCAGAUAUAUCAAUAUUUCAAUGUUAUUAACAAAGCAAUUGCAAUGAAUGAUAAGGAAUUGUCAUCAUACUUUAACGAAAUUGGAAUUUUAAAUCCGAUGCAUUAUUGUUUCUCUUGGAUCCUUACAAUGUUUGCCCAAGUACUAUGCUUUGAUGAUGUAAUUCGUCUUUGGGAUUAUUUAGUAAUAUUAAAUGAAAAUAUGGUUCAUUUCCAAUUCAUGAUGACUGCUGCAAUUGUUUUAUAUAAGAAACGAAGUAUAAUAGGUGUAAAAGCAGAUAGAAUUAUUGGAACUCUUCAUUCCAUAAAAGAUCUUCCUUAUAUUCCGAUCCUUAGGAUUGCAAACUCUCUUUACUCUUCUAUGUAUAGAGAUUUAACUCAUUGA